This is a messenger RNA of Alosa sapidissima (American shad), 1930 nucleotides long. RefSeq lists its product as uncharacterized. The record is from RefSeq and is a predicted model, not a curated record. The coding region runs from base 97 to 954 and encodes 285 amino acids. Gene Ontology annotation, biological process: regulation of apoptotic process. The transcript is spliced from 6 exons. NCBI's taxonomy places the organism in Eukaryota, Metazoa, Chordata, Actinopteri, Clupeiformes, Clupeidae.
AAGGAAAUGAUGUAUGAAAACUGAAAGUGGAAGCAUAGGCUACUUAUCUCCUUAACGCGUAUCGCUUCAUAGGCUGUCAUCAUCUAAGGUGUCAAUAUGGAAUUCCUGCAGUCAAAUAAAGAAGCUCUUUGCAAAUUGUUGUCAGAACACCUUAAAAAGGUAAUGGAUCACGUUGAGGAUAUGGUAACAGGGAAGGAAUAUAGGAUUAUAAGUGAUCAAGGUGGGAGAAAGGGAAUCGAGUCACUGCUGGGAAUUAUGCUCAAGAAAGGAGAAGAUGAUUGCCAAAAGUUUGUCACAUUCCUGAGGGAGAAUUUCCCUGAAGUUCAAAAGUUUGCUGACAGAGAAGCUUCAACAGCCCCCAAGCUUUAUGCAGAUCAAGGCAGCACUAUUGUGGCAUCAGAGACAGCUAAUGUGACCAUGAAUUCUUAUAAAAUGGAGGUCAAUGUGGAUGGGCACCAAGGAGGCAAUCACAGUCCUUCCCAAGUAUGCCCACAACCAGCUGUUCCCAGCAGUGGUUCACGUAUGGUGGCAACAAACAAUAGCCAUAUUUUUGCCCCAAAGUUAACAGGCAGCACAGUGAAACAGGACGUCUGCUUCUCUUUCAACUUCAACGCUGGGGCCAAGAAUGCUGGAACUCGUCAUUCACAAAUCUCAGGUGUGACUACGGGAAAAGGGCCUCAACCCACAAUUUCAGAUAAGCUUGGCUUUUUUAAAAACCAUUACAGCGAUUUGACACAGAAAGUGAAAAAUGUGCAACCAAUUCUAGAUGUACUGAUUCAGAAAGGUUUCCAUAAGGAAAUGGCUGCCAAUGUGCGGGCAGAAAACACCUCCCAGAGACAGAUGAGGGAGAUUUUGGAUGGCACAACCAGCAAAACAGCAGCAGAAGCUCUAUUUGAAGCAUUACUGACCAAUGAAAAAGAUCUUAUGACUGAACUGAUGUCGCCAGACACAUAACUGAGACUAGUGAAGUCUAAUGAAAUAUGUUUUUAACCUUUUUACUAUCUUUACCUCUUUUUAGGCUACUUUCUUACAAUGGACCAAAGCCAUCUAAUUUUCAUUGUAUAUUCUCCACUGUAAGUGACAGUUAGGGAUUAUACUUCUCAGGUUAUGUAAACCUUUUUAUCUUAAUGUAUUCCGUUGUUCAGUGUUAUACUAUAUGUUAAGAAAUUUAGUUUUUUAUCACAUGCAUUCAUUUAUAAUUGAGGGGAUAUUGGAUUAUAUGUUUUUUUUGCUAUUUUUAUAAUAUUACUACUGUACUAUAGAUUCCUUUUAAAAAAUAUAUACUUUGUUUAAUCAGGUAAUAGAAUAUUGUACAAAUAGCACAGCUGAUUUACCAAGAUGAACUGAAGCCAAAUGUGCCAACUGAGCCUUUUAGUAGUCAGAUCAAAGAUGUUGUUAAAAAAAGAUAGAAAAUAGGGCUGCAUAAUUAAUGGAUUUUUAACAUAAGUGCACAAGGCAUGGUCACCAAACAGAAGUGGCCCAACUUAAAGUGAAAUUUUAAAUUAGAUGUUUGACAUCACAAAUCAAAUUUGUGAAGUUUGACUUUCAGAAAUAAUAGCGCAAGUUUGCGAUAUAUUGUAGCGAUACUCAAGUUUAACUUUUAGAAAUCAAAUCGCAAAUCAAAUCACAAUAUCGGUCAGAAAAUCAAAAUUACAUAAUAUUCCCAAAUUAUGCGGCCCAAAUACAAAUGUUCUAUUAUUGUAUACAGUAACACAUUACAGGAAAGAAGUGAAAAAGAAGUGUAAGGGGGAAACACAAAUGAACGACCAAGGGAAUAUGAUAGUGGAUUAGCUCUAUUUUUUAUGUCAGGUCAUAAGUGUCUAAAAUAUAAAAGUAUCACAGAAUUCAGUGGAAAAACAACAUGGGAGUAUUGUUUUCUUGUGCUUUAUUACCUACUCUAAAUAAAAUAAAAAAUGUUGUAAAUCCUGUA